AUGGGACAUCAGAUCAAAUUAGCAUACUCUGGAGAGCCCAUCUCUUGUGAGGUGGCUCUCCAGAGAAUCUUCACCCUCACCGAGGUGGCAGUCACCCACCUCUAUAAAGUCCACAAUGACAUUCCUUCCCCCGAGACGAAGGCAAAAUGCACGAUCGUGGCUAAAAAGAUCGACAGGACGAUCCUCCCACGAUCGUGUGAGUCGAUCUCACAGGAGGUUGCCGCCAAGAACGGUGUCACUGUUCUUGACGUUUAUAAACCACCCGAGUCACGGAUCGUCAAGAUCCGUUUCUCUGCCCCAGAGGAAGCACAGAGGAUUCUCUCGAGGGGACUCAUGAUGUUUAAUACAUCGGUCCCAAGUUACAACUUAGAACCAGAGUGCUUUAUUCAUCUGGAACAAUGCCUGAACUGCUACCGAUACGGACACAAUAAACACACAUGCUCACACAUACAAAGAUGCUCCCGUUGCGCUGGCGAAGGUCACUUCUUCGCCAAGUGCAAAGAGAGCAUCAAAUGCUGCAACUGCGAGGGAUCGCACGUAGCAGUUAGCGGAUCCUGUCCAACACGAAAGGAGCUACUAAAAGCAAAACGAACUGAGCUUCGUGAGAACAGAAACACUGCUCCGACAUACGCCACAACAGCUGCCACACAACCCAUCCAAACUAGCACACCCAGACGACCCACGACCUCCUCGAGGACGACCAUGCCAACACUCCCCCAAACCCACGCAUUCACACCGAACACAAACCCGAAAAUACAAGCCAUAUUACACGUCUUAUCGCUGCAAAAUACAACGCCAAAAGAUUCGCAACCAUAG
Penaeus vannamei (Pacific white shrimp) is the source of this 816-nucleotide messenger RNA. The record is from RefSeq and is a predicted model, not a curated record. Lineage: Eukaryota; Metazoa; Arthropoda; Malacostraca; Decapoda; Penaeidae.